UGAUCCGCUUAAUUUUCCAUCUCCAUUCUCCACGUAGUAGCGUACCACAAUUUAUGUUCCCAAUUUUCUCCUACUAGCACGUCCUGACAGACCACAGUAGACCAGGUCAAUACACUGUUCAUUUACCCCACUCCUCUCUCCGUCUUAUGGUUGAGAAGUUUGAGUCCAACUGAAGUUUGUUUGGUUUUCGGAGAUGCAAUCUCAUCUGCAAGCUAAGUAACUGUGUUUGUUGCAGAGUUUUUUUUUUUCAAUAAAAACAUAUGACUGAUCAGACGAGAGGACAAUCGGGUAACGACCUACUUAUGCCGUUCCGGGUUAUCUUCCCAAAGGAUAAGAAGUGUGAUCGCUUUACGACAUCCUUAAAGGUUGUUUCGCUGUUCCUUUUCCUUGUUUCCAUAUCCUUGGUUCUUUACUCGUCAUUUGUUAGACAUGACUUAUGGUUUCGCUCCGAGACGAGUAAAUGCUUCAACCCGGCCGCUUGCGACUACAAUUCCGCAGCCACCCAUGAUUCUCUAUCGCCAACCAACAUCUCGCAUAUCGUCUUCGGAGUAGGCGGGUCAGCUCGGACCUGGAAGGACCGGAAACACUAUUCGCAGCUCUGGUGGAAACCAAACAUCACUCGCGGGUUCGUUUGGCUCGACGAAGAACCGGACACGAAUUCAACAUGGCCAGAUGCUUCGCCGCCUUACCGAGUUUCAUCUGACUGGAAGAAAUUCAAGUUCACGAGCUCGCAGUCUGCAGUCAGAAUCUCCCGGGUGAUUGUGGACUCAUUCCAGGUCGGGUUACCAAACGCGAGGUGGUUCGUGAUGGGAGAUGAUGAUACCGUUUUUUUUACGGACAACUUAGUCACAGUGUUAGCAAAGUACGACCACCGGCAGAUGUACUACAUUGGGGGGAACUCGGAGAGCGUGGAACAGGAUGUGAUGCACGCCUACGACAUGGCGUUCGGCGGCGGGGGUUUUGCCAUUAGCUACCCGCUAGCGGCGGAGCUAGUGCGGAUAAUGGAUGGGUGCCUCAGCCGGUAUUUCAACUUCUACGGGUCGGAUCAGCGAGUGUGGGCCUGUGUGGGCGAGCUAGGCAUCUCCCUUACAAGAGAACGUGGGUUCCACCAGUUUGACAUUAGAUAUGAUCCUUUUGGUCUACUGGCAGCUCAUCCAAUGGCACCACUUGUAUCUCUCCACCACCUUGACUAUGUACAACCGUUGUUUCCUAACCAAAGCCAGCUAGAAUCCUUAAAAAUACUAACCACAGCCUACAAGUUUGAUCCUGGCCGAACAAUGCAGCAGUGCUUCUGUUAUUAUCACAAGUAUAAAUGGUCCAUAUCUGUUUCCUGGGCCUAUGCAGUGCAGAUAUACCCUUGGCUUUUGUCAGCCAAGGAUUUGGAAACACCCUUGCAGACAUUCCGAACUUGGCGGAGUUGGAGCAAUGGGCCUUUUACAUUCAAUACCAGGCCUACGAGUUCUGAACCUUGUGAACAACCAGUAAUAUUUUACUUAGACUCAAUUAAAGUGGACGGAAAGGGCAAGACAGUAGUAACUACUUACAAGAAAUCUCCAAUAAAACAAGAGAAGUGUAGUCAGGUGAACUAUGCCCGUGCAUUUGCCAUUGAAAAGAUUGUAGUCUCCUCACUGAAGAUGGAUCCUCGCAAGUGGGAAAAGGUAACUCGAAGACAAUGUUGUGAGGCCAGUAAAGGUUUUUGGAGUAACACAGUGAUGGUAAAGAUAAGAAACUGUAAUCAUCGAGAGACUAUUACAAUGUAAGCAUAGUAUCUCACCCUUCUAGCCGCCUUGUGUAUAUAUUAUAGCCUUACCAUGAUACUUUGAGAAUCCGGUUGUAAUUUUUAAUUUGUCAGUACUUCGUAGAGUUGUGAUUUGAAUAUAUAUCUGUUUGAGAAAAGAGUUUUAAGUUGAUGUA
Capsicum annuum is the source of this 1914-nucleotide messenger RNA. RefSeq lists its product as uncharacterized. Lineage: Eukaryota; Viridiplantae; Streptophyta; Magnoliopsida; Solanales; Solanaceae. Gene Ontology annotation, molecular function: acetylglucosaminyltransferase activity. The coding region runs from base 261 to 1760 and encodes 499 amino acids. The transcript has 3 exons. The record is from RefSeq and is a predicted model, not a curated record.